AUGGCUCUUACAACAGGUCCCGAAUCACAGGUUAGGCGCCUGAAGAGAACCUCCGGCUGCCCGAAGAUGUUGGACGGGACAAAAAUGGAGGAGCUCCCGUUACGUUCAGGUCCAACCACCCUGGGAAUGCUUAUCGGUUCUGAAUGCAAGCAUAAGGAAGUUUGUGACGGCUGUCAACGACCUAUAGAAGACCGUUUUCUGAUGCGAGUGAACGAUGCUUCCUGGCACGAACAUUGCUUGCAAUGUACAGUAUGUCAACAACCACUCACCAGGAGCUGUUAUUUUCGAGACAGAAAACUUUACUGCAAGCCCGACUAUGAACAGUUGUUCGCAGCGAAGUGCAAUGGCUGUAUGGAGAAGAUAGCACCGACGGAAUUUGUCAUGCGGUCUUUGGAAUGCGUUUACCACCUGAGCUGCUUCUGUUGCUGCGUCUGCGAGCGGCAGUUGAGGAAGGGCGAUGAAUACGUGCUGAAAGAGGGGCAGCUUCUCUGCAAAAGUGACUAUGAGAAGGAGAAGGACCUGCUGAGUUCUGUCAGCCCGGAUGACUCUGAUUCAGUAAAGAGUGAUGACGAAGAUAUUGACAUUAAGCCAAACAAGAUUCAGGGAAUACAGGGGAAGGCUUGCGAAGAUGGCAAGGAUCAGAGGAGGCCAAAACGCCCCCGGACCAUCCUCACCACCCAGCAAAGGAGAGCAUUUAAGGCGUCAUUUGAAGUGUCUUCCAAACCUUGCAGGAAGGUCAGAGAAACUCUUGCAGCUGAAACAGGGCUCAGUGUCCGCGUAGUUCAAGUUUGGUUCCAAAAUCAAAGAGCCAAGAUGAAAAAAUUGGCCCGACGUCAACAGCAGCAACAAGAACAACAAAACGGUCAACGUCUUGGACAAGAAGUGAUGUCCAAUAGAAUGGACGGGGUGAUAAACUCAUACGCUCCGCUCGCAGCCCCACCACAGCAGCUGGUGUCCAUGGAGCAGAACGGGUACAACUCCGACCCCUUCCAGCAAGGUCUCACCCCUCCCCAGAUGCCAGGGGAUCACAUGAACCCAUAUGGAAACGACUCCCUCUUUCAUGACAUCGAUAGCGAUACCUCCCUCACCAGCCUGAGUGACUGCUUCCUGGCUUCGUCCGAGGUUAAUCCCAUGCAGGCUCGGGUGGGUAACCCCAUCGACAGGCUUUACUCCAUGCAGAACUCAUACUUUGCCUCGUGAAGGCCACCAGGACUUCAGAAUGAAAAUCCCACCUGACAGAUUGUGUUGACUUUGAACGGAGGGGUGGAGGGGAAAAACUGUAUGGCCGUAAUCUCUUCUCAUCCACUAUUUCCCAUGCGGCAGAGAAACUGACAGCAAGAAGACAAUGAAAGUGACAUACAAAA
Molecule: messenger RNA, 1364 nt
Organism: Mobula hypostoma (lesser devil ray)
Lineage: Eukaryota; Metazoa; Chordata; Chondrichthyes; Myliobatiformes; Myliobatidae
Product: LIM/homeobox protein LMX-1.2-like
Exons: 8
Coding region: 1-1200 (399 amino acids)
Biological process (GO): regulation of transcription by RNA polymerase II; neuron differentiation
Cellular component (GO): nucleus
Molecular function (GO): DNA-binding transcription factor activity, RNA polymerase II-specific; RNA polymerase II transcription regulatory region sequence-specific DNA binding
Source: RefSeq, a predicted model, not a curated record